GAUGUGCCCUUAAUUUGUCUUUCUUCUCCAUUUGCACUUUUUUUCAUUAUCCCUUUGGAUAUCUUCUUGGAGAGAGUACCAUAAAAUUUUCAUUAACUUUGUGCGUGUUGUCGAAUCAAGUCAACAAGUACAAUUGCUGAACUAAAAUCUGAUCCAAGUCUCUGCGGGCAACUCCUCUCUCCUCUCUUGCUGGAAUCCCAAUUUCUACCUCUCACUGUCUUAAUUUGCUUGAUUGGAUCCUCUCCCAAUUGCAAAUUAAUAAAAUUUCCUUCAUCUCCAAUAUCCCAUUCUCUUUCUUCGACAUAUUAUCAAGCACUCACUUCUUUCUCUUUUUUUUUAAUUUUUUAUUCCUACAAGUCCAUUGUUAGUUCCUUGAGUGAAACACAGGAAACAGAUGGAGUGUAUCAUGACUAUCUUGCAUAUGUGCUGCAGAUCGUUAACAUUUUCUUCUCCAUCAUCAGCAGCAGCUGCUGCUGCGGGUGAUGAUGAUGAUGAUGAUGGUGGUAUUGAAGCUAAUAUUCCCCCUCGUCGGGAAAAGUAUGAUGUGUUUAUCAGUUUCAGAGGUGAGGACACUCGCCUUGGUAUUACAAGCCAUCUUCAUGCUGCCUUACUUCAGAAGAAAAUUGAAACCUACAUAGAUUACAGACUUCAGAGAGGAGAAGAAAUAGGACCUGCCCUUCUAGAGGCAAUCGAGAAAUCCACGAUUUCGGUUAUCAUUUUCUCACAAAACUAUUCUUCUUCCACAUGGUGUUUGGAUGAAAUUGUGCAUAUACUCGAGUGCAAGGAAAGAUAUGGCCAGAUGGUUAUACCCGUAUUCUACAACAUCAACCCAUCUGAUGUACGAAAUCAACACGGAACUUACGCGGAUGCAUUUGCUCAACUUGAAAAACGUUUUAAGGACAAUAUCGAUAAAGUGCACAAGUGGAGGGAUGCUUUGACGACUGCAGCCAAGCUAUCUGGGUUUGAUUAUUCAAACAACUCCGGGACGGAGGCAGAUCUAAUUCAAAAAGUUGUUGAUCAUAUUUGGACCAAAUUGUGUCUCGAAUCAUCCUGCGAUUUAAAGGGCUUUGUUGGAAUUGAAAGCCGGAUCGAGCAAAUUGAAUCUCUAUUAGGCAUUCAUUCACCGGACGCUUGCAUCACUGUUGGUAUUUGGGGCAUGGGUGGUAUUGGCAAGACCACCCUUGCUGAAACUCUGUUUUACAAACUCUCUUCUAAAUUUGAAGCUUCUUGUUUUCUUAGAAAUGUUAGGGAGAGAGAACAAAAAGAAGGGCUAGAACACUUGCAAAAUGAACUUCUCAGUCAGAUAUUGAAGGAAAAAGGUCUAUCCAUAGGAUCAACUAAUGUUCGAAAAAGGCUCAGCCAUACAAAGGUCAUCAUUGUUCUUGAUGAUGUGAGUAAUUCAAUGCAAAUGGAACGUCUAGCGGCCAAGCAUCUACACUAUGGCACUGGAAGUAGAAUCAUUAUCACAAGUAGAGAUAAAAGAAUACUUAGGCAAACUGUUGAAGAGUGUAAGAUCUACAAGGUUGGGGGAUUACAAUGGGAUAACGCUUUUCAGCUCUUUUGUUCGCAUGCUUUCAAGAACAACAGUACUCCUAGAACAGAUUAUAGGGAGUUGGCAAAAAAGGCGGUGUCUUAUGCUGGAGGUGUUCCUUUAGCUCUUAUACUUUUGGGGUCCUCAUUCCUAAAUUGCAAGAGCAAAGAAGACUGGGAAGAUGAAUUGGACAAAUUGAAAGAAUUUCCCAAUGAAAAUAUCCAGAGUGUGUUAAGACUAAGUUAUGAUGGACUGGGAAGAUAUGAGAAGGAGAUAUUUUUGGAUGUAGCAUGUUUUCAUAAUGGGGAGGAUGUGAAUGAGGUAAUAAAAUUGUUAGCUAUCCAUGGACGCUUUGCAGCGGCUGGAAUUAGAGUUCUUGUUGACAUGUCCCUCAUAUCUAUUCAUCAUGAUAUAUUUAGACGGAAAACCAUACAGAUGCAUGAUUUGCUACAAGAAAUGGGAAGGACAAUUAUUCAAGAACAAUGCAUUGAAGAUCCUGGGAAACGGAAUAGGUUGUUCGCGGAUGAGGAUGUAUAUCAUGUACUGAAGAGUAACACAGAAACUCCAAUUGUUCAAGCCAUAUCCGUUGAUUGGUUUAAGAUUGAAAAGCGACCAUUGAAACGUGACUGCUUCAAGGUGAUGUCUAACCUAAGAUUGCUAAUUGUCAAGUCUCAAAUAUUUGGCAUCUACCGCGGAUUCACCCCUUCUCUAGAUCUUCCCAAUUCUCUUCGUUAUCUUUAUUGGUGGAAAUAUCCACUAGAUUUUUUGCCGUCAAACUUUUCUCUUCAAAAUCUAGUUGAGCUUCAUAUGCCCAAUAGCAAAGUUAAGAAGCUUUGGAAAGAAGACCAGAUACUUGUGAACUUAGAAGUUAUCGAUCUGCAUUACUCUGAGUAUCUAACUGAAGUUCCAAAUCUAUCUGGGAGUCUAAAAAUUGUGCACAUAAAUCUUGGUGGCUGUAAACGUUUGGUUGAAAUUCCUUGGUAUUUUCAACAUCUUGACAAGCUUACUCAUCUUGAUCUUACAUACUGCAACAAACUCAAGUAUCUUGCAGAAAUGCCAGCAAAUAUUAAAUACUUAAAUUUAGAAGGCAGUGGUAUAAAAGAGUUGCCUGAAUCAAUUUGGUCUAACGAAAAUAUUUCUUACUUGAAUAUAAGUCGUUGCAAAGACCUUGAGAAACUUCCAAGCAACAGGUGUAAGCUGAAAGUCUCUGAUGGUUUUCAUAUUGAGGGCUGCACAUCUCUUGGUGAGUUUUCUGAGCUUCCCAAGAAUAUAAGUAAAUUAUCAUUGGUUUGUUUCAAGAGACUUGUGAGUCUACCAGCCAACAUUUGGAAGUUGAAAUAUCUCAAUGAACUUGAUCUCUCUGGGUGCACUAAACUUAAAAACUUCCCAAAGAUCUUGGAGCCAAUGGAACAUUUGAAGUCCUUAAAUUUAAGUGGAACAGCAGUUGAAGAGCUACACUCAUCAAUCAAGUUUCUCCCUCAUCUCCAAAUAAUUCAACUACAAGCCUGCAGAAGGCUUUCAAGUAUCUCAAAUAGCAUUUGUAGGUUGAAAUAUCUCAAUAAACUUGAUCUCUCUGGGUGCACUGAACUUGAAAACUUCCCAGAGAUCUUGGAGCCAAUGGAACAUUUGAAGUCCUUAAAUUUAAGUGGAACAGCAGUUGAAGAGCUACACUUAUCAAUCGAGUUUCUCCCUCAUCUCCAAAUAAUUCAACUACAAGUUUGCAGAAGGCUUUCAAGUAUCUCAAAUAGCAUUUGUAAGUUGAAAUAUCUCAAGAAACUUGAUCUCUCUUGCUGCUUUAAACUUGAAGACUUCCCAGAGAUCUCUGAGGAAUUGGAACAUUUGGUGUCUCUUAUUUUGCAAGGGACAGGUGUCGAAAUGCUUCCUUCGUCUAUUGAAAAUCUAAUUAAGCUUCAAACUUUAGACCUUAGCGACUGCAGGAACCUUAAGGAUGUCCCAACAAGUAUCUACAAUUUAACCAAUCUUAAAUCUCUCUACUUUUCUAACUGUCGGCAACUUGAAAAAUUGCCUUCCAGCUCUGUCGGUUUUCUCUCUUUAGAAGUACUAGAUCUCAAGUACAGCGGUAUAUUGGAAAUCCCUGGUAGUCUCGUUUGCUCAACCUCAUUGCGAUCUUUAUCUCUGUCUGGAACCAAGAUUACGAGCAUACCUGCAAGCAUCAAACUAGCUUCUCGGUUGUCCAAACUCAACAUUGUCUGCUGCAAGCGGCUUCAAUCUUUACCGGAGCUCCCAGUGCUAUGUAAUGUUGAAGCUCAAGGCUGCAAGUCGCUGAAGACGGUGUCAAAUUCAAGGACAGCACUCACAUAAGGUUGGGUUUAACAUGGUCAUUUUUUGCAAAUUUUCUACUAAUUGCCCAAAAUUGGAUAAUACUGCAAGCAGCAACAUAAUGGAUGAAGCAUAGAUUAGAAUUAUGCGAGUGGUAACUAUUAUGCAAGUGGUAACUACUGAGUACCUACUUUGGCCUCAGAUUAAUGUUGGAUGUCCGGGAAAAGAAAUUCCAAAUUGGUUCAGCUAUCAAAGUGAGGGAUCUUCAUUAAACAUCAAGCUUCGUCCAGAUUGGUUUCAAACAAGUUUAUUGGGUUUUGCACGCUCAACUGUUGUGUCUAGGGUUUCAAAGCCGCAAUGUGACUUAAGGGUAAGAGCUAAUUUCAUUGAAAAAUUCACGGGUGAAAGCCAUGAAUUGUUCACUUCUCAAAUCUUUAAAGCAUAGGCCACGAACAUCACAUGCAUGGGUGGAAUGAGGCCUUUAGAAGUGAAGAUGUAGUAAAAAACUGCUCCCCUGAUGUUUACAAACUUGCCAAAGAGGCCUCUAUUGACUUCUGCCAUGUGGUUUCUAAAGGAUGACCUACUUCUGCUUCUUAUAUGAAGGUGGAAAGUUGUGGUAUAUGCCCUUUGUAUGCCGAAGAUGCUGAGAAAUUCAAAUUUGAUCAUGUCUUCAUAUCGAUGGAAUCAGAAGUAGAAGAAGAAACAAGAUAAGAUGACGAUUCUGAAGAUGGUUGAUAGGAUUAAAAUCACACCACAAAGUAGCACACAAAUGUCUUAUUGAGUUAUUUACAAAAAUGCCACCGUCUCUUCAGUUUGAGAUUGAAAAUUUCGAUUUAUUUACGAAAAUUUCGAUUUAUUUUCGAAGCUCCAAUUGCAUCCUUAGGAGAGUUGGAGAAUCUCUACAACUCCUCUCCCACAGGCCUAAAACCUCAACUAUGGAGGGAAGCUCGCUUCUGUUCUUCUCCCCAUUCCUCCAAAAGCCCCCCUCAUUUUCAUUUCUCUGGUUCUUCUCCCCCAACUCCAAAAACCCUAAAUCCCAAAUCAUGGAUCCGAAGCUCUUCACCAGAACCCUAAUCCGAAAUGCGAGCAGGUUCUACUACACGAGCAUGACCUACUACACGAGCAGGACCAAGUAGCCGACCCUCCACAACAAAAUCAGCACGCUCGGAAACCCUAGCUUGAAUGUGGUUCCAGAGCUCGACGACUGGGUCUACAAUGGCAACAAAAUCCGAGUCACCAAGCUUCAGCGCAUCAUUCACGACCUCCAAAAGCGGAAACGCUUCUCCCAAGCCCUCCAGGUUGCACAUUUCAAAGUGGAUGAAUGAGAAGAGGAUAUGCAUAUAUUCACCUUUUGAGCAUGCCGUGCAGCUGGAUUUGAUUAGGAAGGAAGAAUUUUGCACAAAUUGCUGUGAAAUAAAGCCAGUUUGAGCAUGUGGGUCGAAUCGUAUUGGACAUUGUUGCAUCAUGGAGCAUGUGAUUGCUGGGAAGUUUAAGCUGGGGAGGAAGAUUGGGAGUGGGUCUUUCGGAGAACUCUAUUUAGGUGUAAAUGUAUACAGUGGGGAUGAGGUGGCUGUUAAGCUGGAAGGGAAUAAAGCAGGCCUUUUCCGUUUCCUUCUCAAACCCUCAUUGCCUUCUCUGUCUCACAGACCCACGACACAGACGGUCUCACCUCCGUCCUAUUCUCCUCUCGCCGCCGUCUCCCUUCUCUCGCCUCCACCUCACUCCCGCCACCAUCUCCACUCCCUCACCUUCCUCCCUCUCCUCCUCCAACAACCUCACUGGGAAGAGGAAUUCCUGGAAAAUAGUUUUGAGCUGGCAAAGUCCGGGCUUUGAGAGCAAGCCGAAACUGGCAAGCGAUUCGAUGGAAUCGGAGAAGGGAUUUUCAGAGUUGAAAUGGAACCUGUACCCGGAUAUCAAGCUGGACAGUUCCGGGUUUCUGAAGGUUUUGGACAUCCACAAUCUAUUGGGGGCAGUCUGGAAAUCCCGACGGCCAUGUUUUUUAUGGCAGUUUUGAGGAAGAGCAAGAAAAAGGAAGAACCAGUAUUGGAAGGUCUUCCCAAAGAGUACUACGAUGAUUCUAAGCCAUGAAGGAUUUGAUAAACCCACAAUUGAUAACAAUGUGUGGUGGUACCAACGGUUUUGGACAAGGAACAAGUUUGAUGGGUUUGAUGAUUCUCUUUUCUUUGCUGAAUUUUCAAGAUAGAGGUUGUAUUUGUAUGAUACAUAGCAAAGACUCUAUGGUAAUUCGUGGAUUACAUUAACUAGCUAGACUGUUCAAUGAGUUUGAUUUCCACUAGUUGUGUUUGUGGCUAUUGGACAUGGAGAUAUAUAUCAGUGCACUCAUUGGUAGAGUCCUACAAAUCAAGGCACCAUUUUUUCGUUCUUCUUAGGCACAGUUUAUUCCGUCAAGAAACCAGAAAUGAGAAUGGCUGUUGCAUAUGAAUUUGAUGGACUUUUAUAGCGAAAUGGGAAAAUAGGGUGUCUAAAAAUUUCAAUCGUGUGCCCUGGCUGAAGGCAAAUAAUUUUUGUUCACAAUUGAUACAAAGGGAGAAGAAAAGAGGUGUCUGAAAAAUUUUAACCGUGUGCCCUGGCUGAAGGCAAAUAAUUUUUGUUUGCAAUUGAUACAAAGGCAAAAGAAAAGAGAUUUAUCAUGAACAAGUCAACAAAAUAAUUUUGGUGAGUGCCUUACAUAUAUGGACUUUUGAAUUGCUUGAUAUGUUGCUGGUAUGGAAUGCCUUUAGUGAAGAGUGGUAUUAUACUGGGACUACAGUCAAUUCAGUUGCACUGCUUUCCAGUUAGCCUACUUGAGCAUUUUGUUGAAAGAGCUCUUAAGCUAAUCUACCUGCAUCUCAUUUUAUUAAGUUUUUGUUCUAUUGGUGUCCAUUGUCUUUGUCAGCUUAAGUUUUUGGACUACAAUGGGAAGCAAUUAUUCGUUGGAUACUUGAGUACUGCUUCAUUAAUUUUCAUAAUUUGGUGUUCAAAACAAAAAGCAUUGAGUUCAUGCCAUUUAAUCUUUUCUUGGCAACUUUCUUAGUGAGUUUCUCAUUCACUGCACGUGGAGUGUUCAAGGUGAACCCUUUUCUCUAUUUGGUUCUAUUGUUCUACUACAAAAAUUCAUCUGAAAAAGGCGCGGAAGAACCAUUGAUAGCUGCACAUCUAUGUUGCAGAGAUUUGAUUCAAAUUGGUGGAUUUAGGUCUCUAACUUCGUCCUUGGUCCCAAGUAAAUGGUUUCAUUCAUUGUGGGAGGCUUGGAGGGCGGUGAGAGAGUGAGGGUAGCAGUAUGAGAUGAUAGAGAAACGCGCUUGGGAGUAGCGUUUGGUCACUUUUCUUUUUCCGGUGCUCAACGUGGAAUGAUGCUCGGACGGAGGGAAGGACAACAGAAAAACAUUUAACAAUAUGAAAACAUUAUCUUGCACAUGGGGCACGUGGGAUGAUGCUGCUUCCCUUCGCUGGCUUUCAGGUUUUUUAACAUGCUUUUUAUCUGCACAUUUUCGAAACAAUUUAAGUUUGCAUUUUCAGAGUUUGUGGGAUUAGUGUUGAUCUUAUUUGUAUUUGUUUUAUUAAUGAUAAUACAAAACAUUCUUCGAACAA
Messenger RNA from Pyrus x bretschneideri (Chinese white pear), 7402 nucleotides. Its product is annotated as disease resistance protein RUN1. The coding region runs from base 395 to 3853 and encodes 1152 amino acids. Gene Ontology annotation, biological process: signal transduction; defense response. NCBI's taxonomy places the organism in Eukaryota, Viridiplantae, Streptophyta, Magnoliopsida, Rosales, Rosaceae. Gene Ontology annotation, molecular function: ADP binding; protein binding. The record is from RefSeq and is a predicted model, not a curated record. The transcript has 19 exons.